This is a messenger RNA of Octopus sinensis (East Asian common octopus), 3175 nucleotides long. RefSeq names its product myotubularin-related protein 6. Gene Ontology annotation, biological process: dephosphorylation. The transcript has 14 exons. Lineage: Eukaryota; Metazoa; Mollusca; Cephalopoda; Octopoda; Octopodidae. The record is from RefSeq and is a predicted model, not a curated record. Gene Ontology annotation, molecular function: metal ion binding; phosphatase activity. The coding region runs from base 355 to 2595 and encodes 746 amino acids.
AGUCAGUAGCAGCAGCUGCAGCAGCAACAACACUGGCAGCAACGGCUGCAGCAGCAGCAACAGUGAAAGACAGUCAUGUGUAAGCAUCUCUGUUGUCGGAGACUUGUUACUGUUGUGGAGUUAAGCUGAUCGACACGAUAAAGGUGUGCUGAGGUGUGUGGCAAAGUUUGAUUUCACCACCAGCACCGCCGUUGGAGGGGUUUAGGGGGUUAUUAGCUGCCACUUCUGUUGUUCCUGUUCUUGUUGUUGUUAUUGUUGUUGGUGGUGGCCUAUAGGGUUUCCUACUUUCACUCUUCUCACUUGUGGAUGUCUUUGAUUAUUAUUCAUCUUUGGUCAUCUCUCACAUAAUAAGUGAUGGGGAAUAUCCUGGAGAUCGAUGGGCUCCCAGACCAGCUCAUCAGAUUACAGGUUGAGAAUGUGAAAUGGUUGGAUCGUGUCAACCCUCGCAAGUCAUCGGAAGGUACUUUACACUUAACUGCCACCCACCUGAUUUUUGUGGACAACGUUCGGAAAAAGGAAACAUGGAUCCUUCACAUGUACAUAGGAAGUGUAGAGAAACAUCCUAUAACGACAGCGGGGAGCCCACUUUACAUCAAAUACAAAAACUUUAUGGCCAUCACAUUUAUCGUCCCACGUGAAAGAGACUGUCAAGAUGUUUAUACAUCUCUUCUUAAACUUUCACAGCCAGCGAGUCUGGAAGAUUUGUAUGCAUUCCAAUUCAAAAUUAAUGAAGGCAUGCCACAAAAUCAUGGAUGGGAAAUGUUCAAUUUCCGAAUGGAGUAUGACCGUAUGGAUGUACCAAACAAUAAAUGGGUACUGACUAACAUCAACAAAGAUUAUGAGAUCUGUGAUACUUAUCCCCGCUUCUUGUACGUCCCAGCAUCAGCUACCACACCAGUUCUUGUUGGUAGCUCUAAGUUCCGAAGCAGGGGCCGUCUUCCUGUGUUGUCCUACUAUCAUCGAAACAAUUCAGCUGCUAUCUGCCGAUGCAGUCAACCACUUGCUGGAUUCAGUGCUCGAUGCGUGGAAGAUGAACAGAUGCUCAAUGCCAUUUUGAGAGCGAACCCGGAGUCAUCAUUUAUGUAUGUGGUUGACACCCGACCAAAGAUCAAUGCUGUUGCUAACAAAGCUGCUGGGAAAGGCUAUGAAAAGGAAAGCUUCUAUUCCAACAUCAAGUUCCAAUUUUUGGGAAUUGAGAAUAUCCAUGUGAUGAGGAGUAGCUUACAAAAACUUCUUGAAGUCUGUGAGUUGAAGAAUCCUUCCAUGUCUGCAUUCCUAUCAGGUCUGGAGAGCAGUGGCUGGUUAAAGCAUGUGCGAGCUGUCAUGGAAACUUCAGUUUUCAUUGCUAAAGCUGUCUCUGAAGGUGUCAGUGUCCUUGUACACUGUUCAGAUGGUUGGGACCGCACAGCUCAAACAUGUUCUUUGGCUUCUCUCAUGUUGGACCCUUACUAUAGAACAUUAAAAGGAUUUCAGGACCUUAUUGAAAAAGAAUGGCUGGCUUUUGGACAUAAGUUUACAGACCGAUGUGGUUUUCUGGGCACAGUGGACCCUAAAGAAGUUUCCCCGGUGUUCACACAAUUCAUUGACGCAGUAUGGCAGAUGACCCACCAGUACCCCUGUGCUUUUCAAUUCAACGAACGUUUCCUGCUGGUUCUUCACGAUCAUGUUUUCUCAUGUCAAUAUGGUACCUUUAUUGGAAACUGUGAGAAGGAUCGUAUUGAUCUAAGGUUGUCAGAAAGAACACACUCCCUCUGGGGUUACAUCCAUAAGUACAUGAACGACUUCAUCAACCCCAUUUUCCAGAAGGAUAACAUGGCAACUAAAGCAAGUGGGUUGCUUUUCCCGAACACUUGCCCCCAAAUCUUCAGGUUUUGGAAAGGAAUGUAUAACCGCUUUGACACUGGUGUGCAUCCUAGAGAAGAAAUAAUGGAUACAUUGGCAACAGCUAAAGAACACAGCAGCUCCCUUGAAGACCAUAUACGGUUACUGGAAAUGAGAAUCAAUGACCUUUGCAAACGAAUGGGUAUUUCUGAGGAAGUGAUCCAGCGUAAGCUACAGUGUUUCUCGUCUAUGGACUCUCUUGACGGUGUUUUACUGACAGAACCUACCGAAGAGAAUGGUGGAGAUAAGUUAAGCAGUACCAACUUAACCCUCACCAAGUCCUUUGAAUCAGAAAACAAUCACGUUGCUGGUAAGAGUGACACUGAAUCUGGCUUUGAUGAAUCCAGUUCCCAGUUGUCUCGUUCAGGUAUUGAUGACGGCCUGGUAUCCAGUGUAGUGUCUUUGACAAGCGUCACUGGCAGUUCCGAACCCCUCACAAAAGCUCAACUCUAUGAAGAAUUAGCGUCCGUUGCUAUUGACUGGAAGCCAUUCCGGAAUGUACAAAACUGUAGUUGUGCAUAUUCUUUUGAACAUUUUUCAAAGAAGUACCAUUGUUGGAAGUGUGGUGAGGUGUUUUGUACCCGUUGUAUCGCUGCUCAUCUACCUCUGCCAGGUCAUUUCCCCAAACGCCAUGCACCAGUCUGUGUGCAGUGUUACAGCCAAUUGAACCGAGUCCUGCCUUUACCAGAGGUUUCUGCACAGGUGGCCAGCUGAAUAGACCCAAACCAAACCAAAUGAAUUAAUUCACUUCAGUUGUGACUGUUUCAUACAAAAACCCACCGAACAUUGGUACCAGUUUUAGAGAAUCAAUAUAAAAAAAAAAUGUGAACAAAAUGUAAUGUUAAUAAUAAUAAUAAUAAUAAUAUAAAUAUAAAUAUAUGUAAAGAUAAGUGAAUAAGAUAGCCCUUUUUUCCCCAAGCCACCCAAAUGAAGUAGUCUCCACUCACCCUCACCUCCUCCACUGUCAUAUUUACACACAGGAUAUAAUAAAAUGAUCUUCAUUUUGAAGGAUUCACACACUGUAUGUACGUGUGUGUGUGUGUGUGUUUGUGUAUGUGUGCAUGCUUGUGUUUGUCUGUGUGUGUAAGUAAGAAAAGAUAAACAGUCAAAAGAAGAAAAAAAAACAGAGAAAUUAAAAAGACAACAAAAUAGUCAAAUGAAUAUUUAAAUAAUAAUAAUUAUGACAACAACAACAAGAAAAAAAAAGAUCCCUCUCUUGAAUAGCCCUUUCCCUUCCUCCCUCCUGCCCUUCCAUUCUCCUCUCCCAAUCUUCUCUCUCUCUGUCAAAAACUGG